ACGCACAGAUUGUGAAUGAACACAACCAGUGUGACGGCUUCAUAAUACUCGAUAGUUCAUCAACGAUGCGGGAAAGUUGGUAACGCCCAUAAGGCAAGCUCAUUAUCCUCACUCAGUAGUCCUCUGACCACCGACACGGACGGACCGUAAAUUCAUCGACUACUCCGCCGGGUCUCUUGCGUCGUUUCCCCGUUCCGUUCUUGCUGUCGUGAGGCGGUAAUUUCUACGGGGUUGUAGGGUAAGGUCGCCCGCUCCAGAGGGUGCCAUAUCGCGGGAUGAUUUAAUCAGCAAACCUGUCGGAAAUCAGACUUGACAUUACGAUGGAACGAUAUGUAUGUAGAGGAACGAUCAUGAUGGAUCUGCGCAGAAUAUUUUUGUCAUUGGUGAUAGUUAUGUACGUCAAUAAUGAGGUGAGUGCACAAGACUGCCAGUUUAGGAAUAAUCUUUGUGAUUGGCAAAACGAGGGAAACAUCGACUGGGUGCAGAAAACAGUCAUCAAUGGUCCCGAUUCGGCUCAUUAUGCCGAGGUUGUAACAGACGCCACGCCCCCUGGCCAACAUACAGCCGUGCUAACCAGCAUGACACAGAAUCAUGUCAUGACAAUGUUGGGAUUCUUCUACCGCUUGGGGGCGCCAAACACGCUGACCGUGGUGGCAAGGCUGGACGGGGGCGAUGUUGAAACAUUGUGGUCCCGUAAUGGGACCGAGGAUAGUGGAAGUUGGAUCGAGGUUGAUUUACCCGUUCCCAAAAGCAGCAGCUUUCAGAUAUCUAUAAAAGCGGUUCUACCCGAUAAUUCCACUUCAUUUGUUGGCUUGACCAAUAUCACCCUACGCGUUGGCGAUGAUGAAUGUGCGGCCAUGCCAUGCCUAAAUGGCGGCUUUUGCAUUGAUGGAAACCGUUCGUUUACCUGUGUGUGCAGUUCCGGGUUCAAAGGCGAACUUUGUCAGAUUGACACGAACGCACCACCAAGAACAACAGCGUUACCAACAACUCAUACAAGUUCAACUCGCCUGUCCACCAUCUUAACAACUCUGUUGUCCACUACGCAGCCUACCAAAUUCCAAAAGACAACAGUGAUAAAAAUGUCGCCCUCUGUUGACACCACUGUGAAAUAUGACACUCCCACCACCCCGUUAAGUCUACCAGUGAAAUCUGAAAAGCAAAGGAAGGGCAUGGACGAACCUGUAAUGAUUGUCAUCAUUGCUGUAGCAGCUAUCGUUGGUAUCGCUAUUCUCGUCACCAUUGUGUGGAUGAUGGCUUAUGUCAAAAAGCGCUCGUGGAGGCCUAACUAUCACGAGAGGGGGGUGUCCAUGGAGAACGUUAACAACACAGCUUCUGUAAACGGAAAAUGGACAAGCACGGUGGAUCUACCGGGGUCGAUACCGGAGUCCAAACACGCACUCACACCCGUCGCUGAGGACGCCAUUCCUCCUAAAGUUGAGAACAUUUAUGUGGUGUCGCCUACAGGUGUUAAUCCCAUUGGAAUUGUUAAUCCUGGAUACAAUAUUGAACAUAUGUAUUGAGAAGUGCCAAUGGGAAGUUGAACCUUACUGUUGAAAACUUGCUAAAUGCAAGAGCGCCCUCAAACGAUUACAAAUUGUGCUAAGCUUUUUUUCCACCAAAGCAUCUUACAAUCUCCAGUAUGGGGACUUAUGCAGCGAUGCAAGUUACUUUGCCCUAGCCGUCCAAAAUGGCCUCACUGAUGCACACGGAGUCACGACUAUAUCAUCAUGUAGUGGAUGAACGAAGAACUGACUCACAAUUUGAUUUAGUUGCAGCACUGUCUGAAAGUGUUUAAAAGACAAUUGACACUAUUGGUAAUUAUCAAAGACCAGUCUUUCACUUGGUGUAUCUCAACAUUAUGCAUGAAAUAAAAAC
Molecule: messenger RNA, 1878 nt
Organism: Asterias rubens (European starfish)
Lineage: Eukaryota; Metazoa; Echinodermata; Asteroidea; Forcipulatida; Asteriidae
Exons: 6
Coding region: 321-1523 (400 amino acids)
Biological process (GO): Notch signaling pathway
Cellular component (GO): membrane
Molecular function (GO): calcium ion binding; Notch binding
Source: RefSeq, a predicted model, not a curated record